Molecule: messenger RNA, 2391 nt
Organism: Phytophthora infestans T30-4
Lineage: Eukaryota; Oomycota; Peronosporomycetes; Peronosporales; Peronosporaceae
Product: phosphatidylinositol 4-phosphate 5-kinase (PIPK-D11/GPCR-PIPK)
Exons: 3
Coding region: 1-2391 (796 amino acids)
Biological process (GO): phosphatidylinositol metabolic process
Molecular function (GO): phosphatidylinositol kinase activity
Source: RefSeq, a predicted model, not a curated record
AUGGACCAACUCUUCAUCGCCUGGCAGCUCACGGCUUUGAUCUCGAGUCUGCUGUCGAGUGGAGCCAUGAUUUUCUUCUUCAUCAGGUAUCCGAGCAUAAGGGUGCAUCCAGGCAUGGUUCUUAUGUGUAUUUUCAUGAGUGUGAGCAUCGCGAGCAUCAUGCGCGUCGGCCUGCAUGCGUGGUACAUUCUACUAAACCCGGGCGACGUCGGAGGAUCCGUUCCAGCGACACUGAGCAGGAUAGCCAACGAGGAGCUCGGACAUGACGCAGGCGCACUGGAAGCCUACGUUCCUUUCUUCUUUUGGUGCUACUUCUUCUUCAGUACGUCGGCGACACUCUGGUUCCUGAUGCUGGCACUGGACCUCAUUUUCUCGCUAUCCAACCCGUUUCUGCCGUUCAACGCCGACAACCUAAAGCACCACAUCUUCGCGUGGCCUGCUGCGUUGCUGUACUGUUUAAUCUUCCGCUACAUUUUGGGGAAAUUCCAGUCGAAGCUCACUGCAAACGUUGUGCUGUACUUUGAUCUCCCAGCCUAUAUCGUGCUGCUCUACAUCGGUUGCGCACUUGUUCAGUCCAGACGGCGCAUCCGAAUACUCGAAAGCCACGCGCACGCGACCACGGAACGGAUGGCUAAACGCAUUCGACCAUACUUGGGGGUAUUUGCCAUCCACACGAUGAUUGCCUUGGCCAUCUACCUGGUUCAGCUAGGAACGGAGUUUGGCAGAAUGACACCCAACGCAUUGGAUCAGCUGUCACUCGUGCUUGAGACUUUAGCACUAUUUGCUCUGUUCUGUCGCGACGCAGGAGUCUUCAAGACACCUUCGCAACCACGUGCAGUCGACAGCAGUCGAGGUGACAGUAACUCCAGUAAUCCGUCGAGAACUACCAUUACCCAGAUCGAAGCUGGAGCCGCAACGCUAACGUCGACGACCGGGGCAGCAGCUCCACUAUCUGACAACGGAGGCGCGGAGAAGAUCGACGUAUCGAACAAGCUUCGCAUGGAUGUGAUGCGGUACAUGUCGAAAGGGAUAAUGAGGUCUAUCGAAAUGGCGCAGGCUGUCGAAAGGAAAGCGUUGCGAGGCAGUGCGAGCGAGGUCACGGGCUCAGACACUGCAAUCGAUGUCGGUGGCUACUCGAGCGUCAGCUACAAUGAUUACACUCACGUGGAGAGUAUGGGUGUUGUGGUUGUCGGUGAGAAAGGAGGGACGAUGCUCAGCUUUCGAGACUGUGCUCCGAAGAUUUUCCACCGCAUUCGAGCGCAGUUUAAUAUCGACCAAGACUUUUAUAGGGAAUCCUUCGACCCGUCUCGCAUUCUGAGCGAGCACGGCUCGGAGGGAAAGAGCGGCAACAUCUUUUACUUCACUGCAAACAAGCAGUUUAUGGUGAAAAGUGUGCCGAAGGAGGAGUUCGAUACGCUGCGAGCAAUCCUGCCUCAUUACCACGAGUACCUUCAGUCGAAUCCCAACUCGAUGUUGUGUCGGUACUUCGGCUGCCACUCGAUCUCGCUUCCUAUCGGCAAGCGGCGAAUGUAUUUUGUCGUGAUGCAAAACUUAUUCAACGAAGGUCCUGUAGACCAGCGAUUCGACCUCAAGGGAAACCGUGAUCGACGACAGGCCGUAAGUGCUGCGACAAUGGAGGGUCUCAUUGAGGUUGCCAAGGACCGCAAAGCCAUCGGCCAGCUCCUAAUGGACAUCGAUUUCCUCAAGAUCAGCUCCGGUAUUUCACUCUCAUAUGCGAAUACUGCUCAACAGCAAGAUCAGCUCUGCAGUGACUUCGUUUUCCUUGCAAGUCGUGGUAUCAUCGACUACAGUAUUCUCCUUGGUGUUCGCUACGAAAACCCGGAGAAGCGCAGGUCGCAUCAAAAUGGACUCACAUCUCACGAUCAGAACGAGGUGUACUAUGUCGGCAUUGUGGAUAUGCUGCAGCGCUACAACUGGCGCUGGACAGUGCAGCGUUGGUUUCUAGGCUGCCUGCUCUGUAAAGACACCCACGACGUCAGCGCUGUACCCCCCGACGAGUACGCGACUCGACUGGCAGACUUUGUACGUGAGAAGCUGUUCGACAUCCAGGAAAACACCAGCGGACCGAGCUUCCGAAAUGUCCAUAGCAGGAACAUCCAGAGCGAUCAUACGGGAGAAAGUGGCUACAGCGGCAUAUCUUCUCGAGAUGCGUCGUCGCCUCCCACGUCGAUGAGUGUUGGAAUCUUAGAGUCCAGCGACAUCCCGUCGAUUGAGAUGCAGCGUCUGUCCGUGAUUUCAGCCUGUUCGCUGGACGCCAUAGGCAUCGAGCCGUCGUCUUUGUCCUCGUCUCCGUCGGUCGCGUAUUCGUCCGUAUGUGAAAGUCCCAUAGAGGUGCCGGAAACCCGUAAGACCACCAUGUUCUUCGUCUGA